CAAUGCAUCUAUUCCGUUGUCUCAACUCAUCAUAGGAGCAGCAACAGCGAUCGGCCUGAUAUUAGGCCGAAUUACAUUCUAAUUUGAAACGGGUCAAAAUUGGGUAACGGGUCUCAGGUGAUCGUUCAGCAUGGGUUCUCUUGUAUUUCAAGCUACGAAUCUUAAAUUGGGUUGAUGUCGGGUCGGGUUUAAUUAUGUUCAAUAGCAAUAAGGUUUAGGUUUCUUUGCUGCUUUCAACAGCUAUAUCGGGUUUAGGGUUCCUUGUUGAUUCCUCUUCAACAAUAUAGGGUAUUGUUGAUUUGACACUAAGGGCAAAGGGGCUUAUCAAGUUUAUUUGAGCGAAGUCGAAGCUUCAUUCGUUUGGGUUUUCACCAUAAGCGGGUAGUUGGGCAACCUUCACUGGUUCAUUGUGGAUCGAAACCAGAUUUUCGAUCACCGUGUUCGGUGAUGAAGAACAGCGGAAAAAGGGUGUUCCUAGUUCGAACUAAGGAUGAGGUCUAGUUACUGUUUGGCGGAGUCUGUGCUGAUUCUGUAUAAUCGAUAACGAUAAAUGAAGGAGAAGGAAAUGUUGAAAAUUUACCCACAUUGAGUCGAGUCUUGCGGUGGAUAUUAACAAGCUUUGGUGCAAGGUUGAGCUGAGAUCAUGAGAUGGAAAUGAGAAGACAGUGCAGGCUUUGGUGGCCAAACCACCUCUCGUCAGUUGAACCUGCAUCCUCAUUGUUCCUGUUUGGGUGGUUUUUUUCGUCCUCCCCAUCUUCUUUGGAUGUCAUAGUUGCCUUUACAUGCAAUGAAGCUUCACUUUCUUUGGUCCAAUCUAGUGUUCAGGAAAUCCUGUACGAGACAAAUAGAAAGAUGCCUGUCUCUCUGCAAGAGAAAUGCUUUUUCUCUUUGCUUGGUCAUUGUGUAGGCGCUCUAAACUGCAAUGGGCACUUGCUGACAUCAGGAGUGGGAGAAGAUAAUCAAAUUAACUUCACUCCUGGUAAUGUAUGUAUAGAAAGCAGUCAAUGUAUGUCAAUUGAAAAGAAUGGACAAUGGAACUGCAGAUGCUGCAAGCUUGAUGCACCUCUAGAGCAUUAUGGGUUAGUUUGCACAGAAAAAAGCAGUUGGAUUCAGCUAGUUGGUUCUCGUGGAUAUCUUGGUAGAAGAAUCAAGUGGAUCCCUAAAUUGCAUCACAUACAUUGGAAUAGGCUAACAGUGUCCAACUUUGAUCUCCACGUAAUACUGUAUGAAACUCCCGUGCUUGGAAGCCAUCAUUUUUCGAUGGGGUUUUGGAGUUCUGGGAAGGUGGAAACACCUCCUGAGAAACCUAAUUGGCUUGACAAACUUUAUCAGAAGGAGCAGCUCCUUGACUUGGAUACUGUGGUCUUGGCAAUCAACAGUGCUAAUUCUGCCACAUUAUUUUUUGAAAGAAAUGUGGGUCAUGAAGGAUCUGAUACUUGGUUCCCUGCUGUUUUCAUGUUUAUUACAGUGGCAUGGCAACUGUUGGCCGCAUCUAUUGCUUCAUUAUCAACUUUAUUCUAUAUUAUUUUUCAGUUUCUCCAUGGCUUUCUGAGUUCAGGGUCACAAUCAUGGAUGUAUUUCACAUUGAAAAAGCUAUUCUGCAAAACAUGGAGAAAUGCCCAUUUACGCAGUUGUCAAAUAUUAUAUUGGCCGAUUCUCUUAAAAGAUAAUGGUCUCAGGUCUCAAUCAUGUGUUGAAUAUGCGGAGAACGCUGCUUUACUUAAGCAUUCCAUGUGGUCAAAUAUGGCCAUUGAUGUUCUUUUGGGCUACUUUCUUGGUAUAGCAUUAUUCUUUCAUGCAGAAUCCACCUGUCUAUGGGUUUCAAGCUUUGCUGAUGGCUUUACAAACUAUUUGUUGCGUACUGGUUGUGUGUGGUUAAUGGGAGUACCUGCGGGUUUCAAGUUGAACACUGAACUUGCAGGAGUUCUUGGCAUGAUAUCUCUGAAUGCAAUCCAAAUUUGGUCAACUCUUUGGUUCUUUGUUGGUCGCCUCUUCAUUUAUUUUGUUAGAGGACUUGCUCUAACAGCCGUUCUUUUUGGUUUGACCACACCUGCUGCUCUGGUCAUUGACACAAUCUUGCUAGGAACAUUACAUAUUUCAACUCUUCAUUGGUUAAUAUCACACUUAUAUUCUCAACAGAUACAGGCAAUAUCUGCUUUAUGGCGCCUUUUCAGGGGUAGAAAAUGGAACCCUCUCCGUCAGAGAUAUGAUAGCUAUGACUACUCUGUGGAGCAACACAUAGUUGGUUCUCUUCUGUUUAUGCCACUCUUACUUUUACUACCAACCACUUCUGUUUUCUAUAUUUUCUUCACUAUUAUGAAGAUUAGCAUCAACUUUAUCUGCAUAGCAGUUGAAGUCAUUAUAUCCAUCAUUCAUGCUACACCUUACAUGAAGAUUUUGCUUUGGUUGGUGAAACCAAGAAGAUUUCCCUCUGGCAUAUGGUUUGAAAUUAUAUCUUGUCGUAGCAAUGGUGGUGAUCCUGUGAACAUAGGAUGCUCAAGUGAUACUUGUACAGUGUGUGAGACAUGGCGAAGAACAGGUACAAGUGGAAGCCAGUCCAGUGUUCUGGUUUCACAUCUUCGCAGCAACUUCUUAAAUAUAGGACAAGUUGUGUGGCCGCACUACAGAAAUGUGUUUGCUGUUAUUUCUGGGUCAUUUGUCGCAUCAUCAGCACAUAGAGUUCUCACGGGGAAAAGUAUUCCAUCUACACUGGGGGCUGGCUUUCCUCCAACAAUGCCGUGGAUUUCAAUCCCAUAUAAAGAGUAUUGGCGCCUUUGCCGCGAUGCGAUUCUUUCUUGCAAUGCAGUUAAAGAAUCAAACAACACUUAGCUCCAGUUUAGAUUAGUGUUUUUUGGUGUUCUCCCUCAUCUAUGCUUCCCCCUCCUAUUUUUUUAUUUGUGUACUGAGUUUCGUUGUUUUGUUUUUUGAUUUAGUUUGUUUUUGUUGGUGGUGGUGGUAUUUCCAGGGCCAUUGCAUGAGACCUAUUAAAUUGCUUAUUUACACUU
Molecule: messenger RNA, 3005 nt
Organism: Diospyros lotus (date-plum)
Lineage: Eukaryota; Viridiplantae; Streptophyta; Magnoliopsida; Ericales; Ebenaceae
Exons: 10
Coding region: 649-2829 (726 amino acids)
Biological process (GO): GPI anchor biosynthetic process
Cellular component (GO): membrane
Source: RefSeq, a predicted model, not a curated record